Molecule: messenger RNA, 1218 nt
Organism: Punica granatum (pomegranate)
Lineage: Eukaryota; Viridiplantae; Streptophyta; Magnoliopsida; Myrtales; Lythraceae
Source: RefSeq, a predicted model, not a curated record
AGCUGGACUUUCUCACAGUCCACUUCUCUCUCUCCCCAAUCUCUCUCAUGAGGUCUAAGGCUUCUCUUCAUCUUCCUCCUCUUCCCCUUCCGGAAAUCUAGGGUUUCUGAAUCUCCGCUCCCACUCUCCACCGCCAUUAAAUUAAGCUCCAAAUCCUUGCAUUGUCCCGGAAGCCCUAGCGAAGCCCCGCCGCGCACUGUCCCCAAAUGGCGAAGACCCGACCCGGCCUCAUGCCCAAGCCCAAGCCCGGCAAGAAGGACCUCGACUCCUACACCAUCAGGGGCACCAACAAGGUCGUGAGGGCCGGCGAUUGCGUCCUGAUGCGGCCCUCCGACACCGGGAAGCCACCCUACGUCGCCCGGGUCGAGAAGAUCGAGUCCGACAGCCGGAACAACGUCAAGGUCAGGGUCAGGUGGUACUACCGCCCCGAGGAGUCCAUUGGGGGAAGGCGCCAGUUCCACGGAGCUAAGGAGCUCUUCCUCUCCGACCACUACGACAUCCAGAGCGCUCACACCAUCGAGGGCAAGUGUAUUGUCCACUCCUUCAAGAACUACACGAAGCUUGAAAACGUCGGCGCCGAGGACUAUUACUGCAGAUUCGAGUACAAGGCUGCUACUGGCGCCUUCACGCCUGAUAGAGUGGCCGUGUAUUGCAAGUGUGAGAUGCCGUACAAUCCAGAUGACCUGAUGGUGCAAUGCGAGGGGUGCAAGGACUGGUAUCAUCCAGCUUGUGUUGGUAUGACCAUUGAAGAAGCAAAACGGCUAGAUCACUUUGUAUGUGCUGAAUGUUCUGAUGAUGAUGCCAAACGAGCAGAGAAUGGAUUUACUGCAUCCCCAGCAGCUGAUAUGAAGGUGGAAUCGAAGCGCAGGAAGAGAUAAAGGCAUCAAUCAGCUCGCCUUAUUUUGCUCGAAAGAAUGACCCUUUGGAAAUUUUAGCGAGUAGAAUGCUUGUGUGUGAGGUGAGGUGUACAGUGUUGGUGGACCUUGGUUUGCCUCGGAAAGGAACCGACUCUUUAGUGAACUGUGCUUAUGUUAGGGUUUCUAUGGACUCUUUCAGGUUAGCUUUUUAGGAGGUAUGCUGUUGUAAAACUUCUGCUUGUGAUGUAAAGAGGGAGCUUUUGGAGCUUUGCUCUUAUGUCUGUGUGUUCUGAACCAGGGAGUGCGUGCUCUGGAUUCUCAUCGACUUUUUAUCGAAGCAACUGUGAAGUUUUAUAAUUAA